Molecule: messenger RNA, 2809 nt
Organism: Oryzias latipes (Japanese medaka)
Lineage: Eukaryota; Metazoa; Chordata; Actinopteri; Beloniformes; Adrianichthyidae
Biological process (GO): egg coat formation; positive regulation of acrosome reaction; binding of sperm to zona pellucida
Cellular component (GO): extracellular matrix
Molecular function (GO): acrosin binding
Source: RefSeq, a predicted model, not a curated record
CAACGGGGCCACAGGUGCACUAAUGCUGCACACCUGGGUGAUGGUUCAGCUGUUGUUGGCGGCUGCAGCUCCUUUCGCUCUGUCGUCUGUUCCCGCUGCAGACAUGCUGCUGCCGCCGCUGCUGCUUGUUUUGCUUCUGGGGAUGUCGUGCUCCGGGGCACCGGGAGGCCCGGUUGCACGUCGGAUCUGGACGGAGGAUGCAGACUCCACAAAGUCAGAGACGGGUGGAGUCACUGCGUUUUAUCGCCUGCCCAUUUUCCUGCACGCAUCCGGCCCGCUCGUGCCCCCAGAGCUGUUCAGGCCCGCUCCGUUCCAAGCGGCAGUACCUGCCGGACUGACCGCGCUGCUCAUCCCGCCAGAGACUCAGCAGCAAAGUCCACGUGAUGUGGGGGCACGCGCCGUGGAGGCCCGGUGCGGGAUGGACGCGGUCUCUGUGCGCGUUGACCUCCACCGACUCGGGGCCUGGACCGUGCCAUCCAUGAUGUUCCGCCUGGGCUCCUGCGGGCCCACCGAGGUCACCUCUAGAUUCAUCUAUUUCCACUAUGGGCUUUUGCAGUGUGGCGGGGACCUUCAGGUUGUUGGUGGUCAGUUGGUAUAUACCUAUUUACUGAGCUAUACGCCAUCUCCACAAGAUCACGUCAUCAGAGCUUGGCCCCUCAAGCUUCCCAUUCACUGCCAUUACAACAGAUUUCAUUACUCGUACAAAGUUGGCUUCGCACCACAGGUUCAGCAUACGACAUUCCUGAAGCGCAUCAGGAGUAAACUAACAUUCAGCCUCACCGUCUGCAAUGCCAACUGGGAGCCCCUCCCUCCAGGCCACACAUUCCUGCUGGGGGAGUCGGUGUAUUUUGUGGCUCGGGCUGGAGUGCUGCUGGCUGGAGAAAAGCUUCAUGUGGAGUCAUGCCAUGCUACAAGCUCUGAAGAUCCAACCAACUCACUUGAAGUGGACAUCAUCAACAACUCUGGCUGCAUGAUGGACAGUGUCAGAGAGGGGAGCAGAUCCCAGUUCCUCUCAGGAGGAGGCAGUGUGUUGAAGUUCUCUGUGGAUGCUUUUCUCUUCAGAGAAGUCUCACAAAUGCUGUACCUCCAUUGUUCCCUUUCGGUCAGUCUCGACGUUUCUGUAACGGCAAAAGCCUGCAACUACAACAAGGCAAUUGGCAGGUGGGAGGAGCUUUCAGCCCCGCCAUCCUUGUGCUCCUGCUGUGAUUUUGAAUGUUCAGACUCUGAAAGCUUGCUCAAGAGCAAAGUCAGAAGUUUAGGCUGGAAUGUUGGUCAAAAAAACGGACCAGAAAAGGAAGACCUUGAUCUCCCAGCUCCGGAUGGAGAAGUGGUUGAUAGAAAAGAGAGGCACCAAGAAAAGGAAUCGUACUAUAAAAGUUAUAAGACUUUUCUGAGUGACGUCAAAGAUGACGAUCAGGAGAAAUUGAGAGUCGACCUCAGGGAUGAGAAGCCGUGGAAUUUGACUGGAUUCAGCCUGGACCAAGUGAAGGAGAGAAGACUGGCAGAUUUGGCUGGCUUGGAAGCCGAGCCUGGUCAGAAAAAACUUUUUCCCCUUGACAUGGCUCUAUCAGAUGAAGGCCGAUCACACCGGAAUGAAAGUGCUCCCCCCGCUGACGACCUCCCACACCUGAAGAAAACCGAGAUGAGUUUAUCACAUGACAAAGGCAGCAACACUUUGAUCGAUGGGUUUACAUCCACUUUUGCAAGAAGUUCUCGUUUUGGUAGCACUCCUGGAUUUCGAGGUGACAUUCCCCCCGCAGGUGACCCCAUGGGCGCCAAAUGUUCCGACAUUAUGUGUGGGGCAGUUACUGGUGCACUUCCCCGUGAACAGGAACCCCUCGAAGGGCAGAAGCGUGAUGUAGCUACUUUCACUGAUAUAGAAAGCCUUAGCCCCUCUCUUGGAAAAAGUAGCUCUGGUCUUAGAGACGGAGGUGUUCAGCUCGCCACCAGUCACUUGCGUGGAAAUCCUCCAGUUUUUUCUGAAGUCAGAGUUUCAGACACUGGGGGCUUAGAGUUGAGGAACUGGAACAAUGAGCUGUGGUCAGAAGAGCACGUGUGUUUCAACAGAUCCACAUCUGACAACAUAUCAGUGCGAGCUGUUGAUUCCCUAUCCAGUGAAGGACAUCAUGGAGAUGAUGUCAUGAUCAGAGGCCAUGACUCAAACAAGGCAGCUGGGUCAAAACGCUGGAUUUGUCUAAAUAAAGAGUUAAAGUUGGACCAAAGUACAGAUGGUUCCUGGUUCAACAAAGAGCCAGAAGCACAGUUGGAUACAACUGAAGGGGCUCUGUUUUUUGGCUCGGGGUUGAAGGAUGGAGUCAACUCGAACCGCUCCACUACAGUGACUUUUGGCAGCAGUUCAGACACGGAGAGCAGCCGGCUGGCGGACCGGCAGUGGGCUGAAGUGUUGCCUGACUGGGACAUGCAGAGUUUGAGGGUUGUGGUGAAGCAGACCAAGAAAGAUGACCCAGGUCAUUAGUUAUUCCUUGGGAAAUGCUGGCUUGUUCCAGUGUCUUGAAAAAGCUUUCUGAAGAGAAUGUCAUGUUCUGGUGUCCGAUUACAGACUCAGAAAACAGGCUGCUACUUUAUCUUUUAUAACCCCAGGACAGCAGGCGGCUCCUUCCAAACCCUGCAAUGGGUCAUCUCAGAACCUUUUAUUUGCUUUAGAGAUCUGGUUCCAGAAGAUUCUCCUUGAGUGAAAAAUGGAAGGGGUGUGUUUCUACAGAACAUCACCUAAAAACAAACCGGGACAGGACUUUGACUGACGAACUUUGUUCAGACAUUGUUGAAUAAACUGAGUCGAUCUUUAAAA